This is a messenger RNA of Drosophila virilis, 3663 nucleotides long. RefSeq lists its product as uncharacterized. The record is from RefSeq and is a predicted model, not a curated record. Lineage: Eukaryota; Metazoa; Arthropoda; Insecta; Diptera; Drosophilidae.
UACAUGUAAAUCUUUACUUACCGAAAUCUGAUUAGUCUUAUUCACGAAUAUUCUCUUCGACUUUGCACAAAAUGGCGCGCAAUCGGUUUCAGCCGCGCUUUCUUCUUCUUUAUCCCUGAACACAUUGCGGUAAAUUGGGCAAAUGCGAGCUACAAUAAUUUAGUGCCUAUGUAGUGCCAUAAGCUAGCGAAUCCUAGAAAGUGUUAAUAUCCUUCACUCACGGCCGAUGCGGCAUUUCCAUCUGUGUGGGCCUUUAUCGUUAUGCCCAUUAUUCAGAAUUAGAAACUAUGUAGAAAACCGAAAAACUUCCAAUUGAGCACGUCGUGUUGCAUUGUGCAAGCCGCGAUUAAAUCGUGAUUGAAUUUAUCGAUAGCUCGCCUCAAUUGCACGAAAUCGAUAGGCACCGAUAGCGAUAUCCUGUUUUUAAACGAUAUUUAGGCGCUAACAAGAAGUGGACGCAACAAACUUAUCUUUUUAGAUGCUCAACAUUUUAGCAUGGGUUGAAUGAUUACAGCAGCGUAUCUCCCAGUCGAGCAGAGCCGCUUAGAUAACUUUUGCUGGUUUUUCUUGCAUCACCUUAAACUGUUUAUUGCUUCUUAUCGUUUCGGAAUCACAUGGCAGACGAAACAAACAAUAAUGAUGCCGCAAGCCAGCCACAACAAAUAAUUGCAAUGGCUGACCAACGGCCGCUGCUCGAGUACAUUGACGACGAGACAAAGGAUGGCCACACAGAUGCCCCGGAGCCGGCCUUGACGGGCAUUGGCUACAAGCACGGCGCCACGCCCUCGCUGGCCUGGUAUGGCCGUCAAUUGGUGCUGCGCCGCAAGCUGAUCCUAGGCCUGUUGCUGAUAUUCAUAUUCUCGUAUUUCCUAAUCGGACCGGCCGAUGUGCUGGACCUGGAGGCCGUGCAGGUGCAUCAUCACUCCAAUGUAUUGGACAUGGAAGCCGUCGAUUUGAAUCCAACGCAACCGCUUUUAUUGACAACCAUUGAGCACACAACUAAUCCGAUGCAAACAUCGAUAACCCCUAUGCCACAAGGCUAUCUCGUGUACAGCAAUCACUGCCGGAUCGUGGACCUAGAUCCGUUCAAGCGCGAGGUGAUGCGCCAUUUCAAGCGCGUUUCCUACAAGCCCUGCCAGACACGCCCGCCACUCACCAGGGUACACUAUGAUGGCACUGCGCAGCGCUAUAUCCUAAGCAUGGAAUCCACAGCUCUGGCCAGCUACAAAAAGGGCAGCGCCCUGAGCUGCUGCUAUAUGGGUGUGGAGCGCGCGAGUGAGACGGAUGUCAACUAUACGUCUUGCCAGAAAUUUAAAGGCUCAGCUCAGCUGUCCAACAGCACGGACAGCAUCAUAGUCAAGUGUAAAACGGACAAGGAGCGAGUCUACAUCAACGGACAUCCAACCGUACCGGAGCGCGUGGCCGUGCGAGAACGCCUGGAGCGCUGGGCGCACAAGGAUCGGAGCCGGCGUGUGCCCAGCGUACUGAUGAUAGGCAUCGAUAGCAUCUCGCGAGUGAAUCUCAUACGUGCGAUGCCCAAGACAGCGCAGUAUUUGUACGACGAGGAUUGGUUUGAGCUGGCGGGCUAUAACAAGGUAGAUGACAAUACAUUUCCCAACAUAAUGGCUUUAAUGGUGGGCUACAAUCUGACGAAUGCCAUGAAGCACUGUAAUCCGUACAAGGUGAAUGGCCUGGAUAAAUGCAAUUUCAUUUGGAAACUGUUCCAAGAACAUGGCUAUGUAACUGCCUACGGCGAGGAUGCAAUCAAGAUCAACACAUUUAACUACCUAAAAAAGGGUUUUCAGCAACCGCCCGUGGACUACUACUUGCGUCCGUAUUUGUCUGCCGCGGAGAAACUACUCGGCGGCAAUAUAGUACUUGGUCUGCCGCACUGCGUGGGCUUUGAGACGGAGGCGGAGCAUGUGUACAACUAUGCGCAGGAGUUUGCCAAACGUUAUCGCAACGACAGCUUCUUCGGCUUCUUCUGGACGAACACGCACAGCCACAGCGACAUAUCGCAGACCAGCUCCAUGGAUGACUACUUGCGGGGAUAUCUGCAGCGGCUGGUGGCGCAGGGCACAAUGGAGCACAGCAUUGUGGUGUUUUUCAGCGAUCAUGGUCUGCGCUUUGGACCGACGCGUGCCACCUGGUCGGGUCACUUGGAGGAGCGGCUGCCUUUUUUGUUUAUCUGGCUGCCGCCAUUUGUGCGACAGACGCAUCCGGAGUUUGUCGAAGCGCUGCGCCAGAAUCGCAAUCGUCUGACCACGCCCUACGAUCUGCACAUGACACUUAAGCAUAUACUCACGCUUUCGGGUCGCUCCGGUAGCCUGAAGUCGCUGGGCGGCGCCAAGGAUUGCCCGCAGUGCCAGAGUCUGUUGCUGCCAGUGCCGCUUAAUCGCAGCUGUCAGGAUGUGGCCAUUGAGGAUCACUGGUGCACAUGCUGGGCGUAUGAUAGCGUCUACAAGAACUCCAAGACAGUGCGUCAGCUGGCCAAGCGUGUGGUGCACUAUCUGAACGAUUAUAUCAACAAUUUCCGUAAUGGCAGCCUAGCUCAUCUGUGCGUCCCACUGUCGCUGCAAAGCGUGAGCGCCGCCUACAAGGCGCAUCCGAAUGACAUCGAUGCCGGCCAUGUACAGAUCUAUUGGCUAAUCUUCUAUACCGCGCCCAAUAAGGCGCUGUACGAGGCAACGGUGCGCUACAACAGCCAACUGCCCGAGGAGGACAACCUGCUGGUGACCGGCUCUGUGAGUCGCCUCAACACGUACAGCGGGGAGGCCGAUUGCAUGAACGAUUUUGCCAUCAAGAAGUAUUGCUAUUGUCGUCACAAGGGCGCUUGAUUCGAAUCGAUAAUAUGGGACUCAUAUAUUAGUUAGAUUGCUUAGUCUUAAGCCCCCAAGUGCCGUUAAUAGUAGUUGUUGUAGGGCUAAGCAAAAGUAGAUGUUUAACUCUCCCUCUAAGUAGCCGCCGUGUGGGCGUUAACACCUCGACUCGGGAACAUUUCCAGAGCAGCAACGUGAUAAUAUUUAUUUUUUUUUUUGUAAGAUUAGCAUUGAAAAUGCAAAGAACAGACGCGUCUAGGGAAUAUAGCGACAUCCUCUGUGUAAGUGUAGCCAACUUUCGUCCUAGAUAUAAGCAGGAAGAAGAUUAGGAAUCUCAAUCUUUUGUUCUGAGAACCUUGAGAAUGUCCUGUAUAGGAUCUCUUGACGUGACAUAGCUUUACUAGCAUAUCGAGUAAGACUAGUGAUAGUCUAUAGAUUACCUCUAUGUCACCUGGAACCCAAUAUCUAGUUCGAAUACCAUGGAUUCUCUGAGAAUAUUUCGUCUUGCCUUCAUCUGUAAGGUUUUUGGGAUUGGCUUCUUUCAAAUAUAUUUCAAUUCUCCUAGAGAAGCAUCAGAAAUAUUCUAUUAUGUUUGUAUCAUAAACUAGAGCUUGUAAAUUUGCUAUGUAGAUGCCAAGAAAAAAAUGAGAAAUAGAAAAGUAAAUUCCCACUGUAAAUAAUAUAUAUAUACUCACUGCUCACUUCUAAAGUUCUUUAUGUAUAUAUAAUCGAUGCCCAAUAUACUUAGAAACCCAAACAAACAACGAAUGCCAAGAUUUCAAUUAAUAUUGUAUAAUCAAGUAUUAUUUAAGUUUGCAAGUAAAAAAUAAACAGCUACAUUUUA